GCCCGAGGAGGAAGACCGGAAGUGGCGACGGUCGCGCCGCAGUGGCCGCCAAUCGAGCACGGGCUCCGGAUCGGGGUCCACCAAUGGGAGGCCGGAUUGUUGCGGGGUGGCGAAAAAGGGGCUGCGCCGCUCCCCGCCAUUGCCGAGGCGAAGGGAAAAUCCUGCCCGGACCAAGAUGGGGGUGAAGCUGGAAGUCUUUCGGAUGGUGUUAUACUUGUCCUUCCCUGUUGCCAUGUUCUGGAUCUCCAACCAGGCCGACUACUUUGAGGAAUAUGUUAUCAAGCGCAAGAGGGAGAUUUACCCCCCUGAGCGGGAGGACCAGCGCAAAGAGCUGGAAGAUUUCAAGGAGCGGAUGCGGAAGCAGCGGGAGGAGAAACGGUUGCAAGCCGUCCAGCAGUGACCCCGGACUGGGGGGAGCUGGGGAACGGCCUCCUGUAGACUCCAGAGAGGGUCCCGGGCCUCUGAUGCUAAAGGUGGGCAGGCCAAGCCUCUCCCAGGCAAGAGAGCCGGGAAGUAGAACUCCUCAGCUCUUCUGAGAAGCUCUCUUUCCAGGCCCAUGGUGCCCUCUCCUCCAUCGAUGUAGGUAGGGCAGGGCCUGGUUUCCCAACUCCACUGGAGGAGACUUUGCUCUCAUUGGCCUCGGGAGGGGCCCCCCCCAUCUGGAGCCAAAGCCCUCUCGGGGGCUGAGCCGAGCUUGCCAGUGAGAGGACCUGUACUGGCCUUGGCAGAACUGGAGGGAGUUCUCGAGUUUUUCCCGAACCGAGCGCCCCCUUCCCCCCACCCCCCAAUAACAAUGUGCAGAACCUCCUGA
Messenger RNA from Ornithorhynchus anatinus (platypus), 811 nucleotides. RefSeq names its product protein PET100 homolog, mitochondrial. Gene Ontology annotation, cellular component: mitochondrion; mitochondrial inner membrane. The transcript has 4 exons. Lineage: Eukaryota; Metazoa; Chordata; Mammalia; Monotremata; Ornithorhynchidae. Bases 176 to 400 code for a protein of 74 amino acids. The record is from RefSeq and is a predicted model, not a curated record. Gene Ontology annotation, biological process: mitochondrial respiratory chain complex IV assembly.